Mangifera indica (mango) is the source of this 1063-nucleotide messenger RNA. RefSeq names its product riboflavin synthase-like. Gene Ontology annotation, molecular function: riboflavin synthase activity. The transcript has a single exon. Gene Ontology annotation, biological process: riboflavin biosynthetic process. Lineage: Eukaryota; Viridiplantae; Streptophyta; Magnoliopsida; Sapindales; Anacardiaceae. The coding region runs from base 96 to 932 and encodes 278 amino acids. The record is from RefSeq and is a predicted model, not a curated record.
ACAACGUUGUUCCGCUCUAGUAUUUAAGCCUGUUCUUCAAAUUGCCUUCGGGAGAUUUGGGUUUUUGUCCGAAAUUUGAAACCAAGAAAAAAAAAAUGGCAAUCACCUUCUCUCUCAAUUCAGUCUCCAAAAUCCCAAAACCCUCCGCUACUCCUACCAUAAAAAUCUUCAACCUCUUAACGACCCCAUCAAAAGCUUUCCUCAAAUUCACACCAAUUUUGAAACCCAAUUCUCUUUCUUUCUCCACCUCGUUUCCUAAGUCCCAUCCCAAUGCCAAGCCCAGAACCUCAACUAUUCGCUUCCUUUUCACCGGCAUCGUUGAAGAAAUGGGCGAGGUCAAGCACCUGGGCGUUUCCGAUGACGGCGGCUUCGAUAUGAAAAUACACGCGAAAACCGUUCUACAAGACGUUCAUCUCGGUGACAGCAUUGCCGUUAACGGCACCUGUCUAACGGUGACAGAAUUCGAUACCCAAUUGGAAGACUUCACUGUUGGAUUGUCCCCGGAGACUUUGAGAAAGACUUCUUUGAUUGAAUUACAACCCGGCUCGUUGGUGAAUUUGGAGCGGGCUCUACAGCCCACUACCAGAAUGGGCGGUCAUUUCGUGCAGGGACACGUGGAUGGUACCGGGGAGAUCGUGGAAAUGAAGCCAGAGGGAGACUCUUUGUGGAUUAAGGUGAAGACAGCUAAAAGUUUGUUAAGGUAUGUUGUGCCCAAAGGAUUUAUAGCUGUGGAUGGUACUAGUUUGACCGUUGUGGACGUGUUUGAUGAUGAAGAUUGUUUUAAUUUUAUGCUUGUGGAAUAUACUCAGCAGAAAGUGGUUAUUUCUUUGAAGAAAGUUGGGCAAAAAGUGAACUUGGAGGUGGAUAUAUUGGGUAAGUAUGUUGAGAGGCUGCUCAGUAGUGGGUUUGUGGACUCUGUCAAGGGUUCAUGAUAAUUAAAAGGUUCUUAAUUGUGGUUUAUGUUUCUCCAUUGUUGUUUGCCUUUUCAAAAAUAGUUAUAUGUUUAAUUUUGGUGAUUGCGAACUUUGAAUAAGAAAAUGGUCAUUGAAUGUUGUUAUUCCAA